AUGAGUGACAAUAAAUUGGAGAGCAAAGAAUUCGAUUUUACAGGAAUAUUUCCAACUUGUACAGAAAAUUUUUCAUGGGGUGUACUGGAUCAUAGAAGUGGAAGUACGGCUCACCACUUUACUGAAUUGUGCAGUGAUUUUAAGAAUGUUGUAACAGAAAAUGAUUCUAACAUUGGGAAUUUUGUUCAAUAUUGCCGAAUUCUUGGUAUAUAUUUAGAGCACAUAGAUAAUAAUAAACAUAAGUUGAACCCAGAAGCAUGCUGCAAAUAUUUUUACUACAGGCUAAAUAAGGAUAUACUUGAUAAGUACAAAUGUAAUUGUGGUGGAACCCAAAAGUGUUAUGAGAAAAUGGCAGAACAAGAGAAGAGUAGUAAAUUCAUGACAAAAAUAUCUAAUAUCUGCAAGGAUCAUUUCGUCAAUAUUGAUACAGAUGCAUUAAAAAUAAUGGAGAAUCUUGGAGAAAUUUAUAACUGUAUUAAUAUUUUUAAAACUAAUCGUAAUAGGACUACUAGUAAUAUGCAUCUUUUUAAAAGGUACAUAGAAGAAUUAGAAAAAAAUUCUUACAAGUAUAAAAGCCAACUUAAGAAAGAACUCGAAAAAAUUAUUAAGAAAUGUGAAGACUAUAUAAGAGAAUGGGAGGCUGAUAAAAACUUUGCAAAGCAUGCAUCAGAUCUCCUAACUCAUAAAAAUUGGAUAAACGAAAGAAAAAGGAAACUCAACGGGGAAGUUCAAAAAACAACAAAUAGUGUUGUAAAGCAAAUACAAACGUCGGAAUUCAAUGUAUUAGUUAAUAAAACCUUGAUGAGCCAUAUGAAAGAAGAUGUAGCUAACACAGGAAUAAAUAUUGGAACGAUUUUUAUACGUUUUUCAGUAUUAAUAAUUAUUUUUAUUUUGUAUAAGUAUACCCCUUAUCUUUCAUUUUUAAAACCAAGGGUAAGGAAAUUAAGAAGAAGGUUGAAUAAAAAUAACAAAAAUAAUCUUGAUUUUAUGUAUUUAUUUGAUGUAGAAUAUAAAUAUUCAGCUGAUGAUAGGUACAAAAUAGCAUAUAGUUAA
Plasmodium gonderi is the source of this 1053-nucleotide messenger RNA. Its product is annotated as variable surface protein. The transcript has 3 exons. Lineage: Eukaryota; Apicomplexa; Aconoidasida; Haemosporida; Plasmodiidae. The record is from RefSeq and is a predicted model, not a curated record. The coding region runs from base 1 to 1053 and encodes 350 amino acids.